Messenger RNA from Trichoplax adhaerens, 1539 nucleotides. RefSeq lists its product as uncharacterized. The record is from RefSeq and is a predicted model, not a curated record. The transcript has 2 exons. Bases 1 to 1539 code for a protein of 512 amino acids. Lineage: Eukaryota; Metazoa; Placozoa; Uniplacotomia; Trichoplacea; Trichoplacidae.
AUGGAAUUACCAUUGACAACGGAUUCACAUGAUGCCACACAAUCAACUGGUGGUAUCAAUGGCGAUGUCCACUUUACUCCAACCAUGAUAAGUCAAAAAAGGAAAAGACAAGAUGAAGAUGAUCCACAACAGCAACAACAGGUGUUGGCAACCAAUCAACCCAUCGAUUAUAAUCAAUUACCGUUAUGUAGUGGCCGAUGGCUAGCUCUCGAUACUCCCUUGACUGUCGAACAAUUACGUGAUCAAGUACGUAAGCGAAAAAGUUAUGAAAACAAUCAAAGUAUGCGAAAACGUUUACGAAUCACAGGUACAAAAUGCCAAUUAUUACAGGAAUUACGCAGUUAUGAUCAUGCUAAGAUGGACGCUAUCAAAGAUGAGAUACAAGAUUGGGAUAUCCAUCAAUGCUUAGAUCGCUUAAUAGCUUGCUUACAUGAUGAAAUUGAUGAAUACUAUGUUGCACCAUUACUGCGCCGUCUAUGUAAAUUGUUGCAAGUUUAUCAUGCUGAUUUAUACGCCGGCCAAGUUAAAGAAGAAUUAAAUGUUGAUAUGAUUGGUAUAAAUCUUUUCCAGGAAGCUUGCUUUCGCAAUUUAGAUUUUAUCUUAUCUUGUCCACAAAUGAACAAAAUUUUAUACCAGGAUAAAUUAAUCGCUCCUGCAGCAAUUGCACGUCAGGUUAAAAAUCAUCAGCGUCAACUUGCUGUUGAACAAAAUAAAUUAACAGCCACACAAGCACAACAACUAGCAAGUGUUGACGAUUUAGCGGUUGCAAGCGAUCAAAGUAUGAGCUGUUAUAGCCUCUUUCCUACCGCUAUCUUGACACGCAUUGUCCGCGAUCAAUCGGGAAAAUAUGACCGCGAUCGAGCAUUAAAACGCAUCAUUCAACUAUCUAAAGAUACAUUAACGCGUGAAUCAUGUGGUAUGGCAUUAUCCGAAGCUGUCUCACGAAUUUGUCAUUGCUAUCAACUUAAAGAUAAACUUCUCCAAUAUGGUAUUCUUGAGUGUGCCGCCAUCAAUUUCAAGGAUGAUCCAAUGUGCUCUCAACACUUUGCCCAGUUUAUGGAUUCUCUCAAUUGUAGCGAUUGGCGUCAACAAAGUUGUGAUACACUAAUAACUGUACUGGAAUACUUUGUCAUCCCAGCUAUUGAAGGCUACCAUAAUCAUGUACUCGAUAUCGAUUUUAGUGAUCAAGCAUUUUGUGUUGCUCAUCGAUUAUUCUCCUCGCUUCAACAGCCACAAACUUUGGCCACGAUUAUGGAAAAAAUUAGUGAUAAACAUCCUAUUCUCAGUUAUAUGAAAGGCCAAUUGAACGAAGAUAGCCAAAAUUUACGCGGCAUUGAAUUAGGAAAUACGAUCGUAGAACACCUUGAAAAUUGGUCUACACUUUCUCAAGACCAUCCAAUCAAAUUGAAACAUCGUUGGUUAACUUACUCGGAUAGUAUUAAGAAGGAAUUAUCCUCUGAAUUAUUUAUUCGUUUAAGUAAAAUUUCAUCCCCUAAAAGGCAAGAGACCGAUUACCUAUGUGAAGAUAAACAAGCAUAA